AUGACCCCUAUUAUGUGUGGUGCUCUCCGUGCGUUGAUAAAUCCAAUACGUCUUCACUUUCGGUCUUUAACGACCCUCCAGGGAAAUCCACAUAUUUUUGUUUUCCCAACUGAAAGAUCCCCGAAUGGGUACAUUCUCUCUCUUUUACCAACAGAUCCUACCAACCCCGAGCUUGCAAUCGGUGUAACUUCUAAACUGCCACCCACUACCGAUUCCUUUAAAGAAAACCCGGCAUUCCUAAAGACUCUUCAAUCUGUUAUUUCAGAACAUGCACAUGAAGACCCUGACAUAAUAUCGCAGGGGCGAGUCAUGGCUUUCACUUCUGGAGCAAAUAUCGACUCCGGAGGCAUGGUUUUCUCCGAAACAAGACAUAGUUUCCGGCGAGGUCCUGGUGCUACUGGUUUAAGGGAAAAUCCUCCCAGCGGCCCAAAUGUUAAAGAUAGUCCAAGUUCUGGUGGCAGGGGUGGUUGGAUACACAUUUCAGAUACCAGAAAUCCUCCGGAGUAUGGCAGGAUCGCUUGGCCAGAGGAUAUAUUUGGCAGUCUGGAAAUUGAUGCGAAUGGAAAUAUUGAAGGAAAUUACCAGCCCAGCGGAACCUACCGAAUCAUCACGCGGAAUGGAAUCCUCGGUCUAAGUACAUACCUCCGCGAGAAGCUCAUUCAACGUCUUCGUUCAGCGGAAAGCAAUUCAUAA
This is a messenger RNA of Paracoccidioides lutzii Pb01, 693 nucleotides long. RefSeq lists its product as hypothetical. The record is from RefSeq and is a predicted model, not a curated record. The transcript is spliced from 5 exons. Bases 1 to 693 code for a protein of 230 amino acids.